Cyprinodon tularosa is the source of this 5187-nucleotide messenger RNA. RefSeq names its product SLIT and NTRK-like family, member 4 (gene slitrk4). The transcript is spliced from 2 exons. Gene Ontology annotation, cellular component: glutamatergic synapse; membrane. The record is from RefSeq and is a predicted model, not a curated record. NCBI's taxonomy places the organism in Eukaryota, Metazoa, Chordata, Actinopteri, Cyprinodontiformes, Cyprinodontidae. The coding region runs from base 389 to 3016 and encodes 875 amino acids. Gene Ontology annotation, biological process: axonogenesis; positive regulation of synapse assembly; regulation of presynapse assembly. Gene Ontology annotation, molecular function: protein binding.
AUCUCCUCUGUCAGCCAAUGAGCCAUCUCCCAUGGAGGUAGUACAGCCACCCUGGGGGCCAAAUGACCAGCGGGGAGAUUUUUCCAAGCAAAGGGAACCUGUCAGCAAGAGACGCAUCGGAUGAAACCAGACCCCCACACCCUCCCUAUCUACCCACCCCACUUCCUUUCCCUCCUCUGUUACUCCCCCCCUCCCCAGUCCUCCUUCUAGUUUUGCUUGAAUUGUGUUAAAACUGCACUGGAACAUAGAGGGGCUGGAGAGACCUUGUUGCGCCCCCCCAAUUCCGUCUGCGCUCUUACACUCUAGCUGGGAGGACUGUUUUGCGCACGUCUCCAUCAAUGCUGCCCCGAGUCUCCGGAGGGAGCCGAGCUCAUUGCCACAGCAGCUUAUGGUUACUAAAUGGUUUACUGGGGGAGGUUAUCUAACCGGCGAGAUGCUGCUCGUACCCCUGCUGGUAGCCUUUUUUUCCUCCAUCUCGGGCUCCCUUUCCUCAUCCCUCUCCUCCAUGUCAGACGGACCUCCGAUGAUGGACCCAACCGCCUCGGAUCUGAUGGCCGAGACCUGCAGCGCCUGCUCGUGCAUGUCGGUGGAGAACGUGCUCUACGUCAACUGCGAGAAGAUCACCGUCUAUCGGCCCACGCAGCUCAUCCCUCCGGCCUCUUCCCUGUACCACGUGAACUUCCAGAACAAUUUUCUAAUCAUACUGUACCCAAACUCGUUCCUCAACUUCACCCACGCUGUGUCACUGCAGCUGGGGAACAAUAAAUUGCAGAACAUUGAAGGCGGCGCAUUCAUGGGGAUGAGCGCAUUGAAACAGCUGCACCUUAAUAAUAAUGAGUUAAAGGUGCUACGAGCUGACACUUUCCAAGGCAUUGAAAACCUGGAAUAUCUUCAGGCUGACUACAACCUAAUAAAAUACAUCGAAAAGGGAGCAUUUAACAAACUGCACAAACUCAAAGUGCUGAUUCUGAAUGACAAUCUCAUACAGGCACUUCCUGAGAACAUUUUCCGCUUCGCUUCUCUCACGCACUUGGAUAUAAGAGGAAACAGGAUCCAGAACCUUCCUUACAUAGGGGUCCUGGAACAUAUCGGUCGCAUUGUAGAGCUGCAGCUGGACGACAACCCCUGGAACUGUACCUGUGAUUUAGCACCUCUGAAAGCAUGGCUUGAAAAUAUGCCCUACAAUAUAUUUAUUGGUGAGGCCAUAUGUGAAACACCAAGUGACUUAUAUGGGAGACUUCUGAAAGAAACCAACAGACAAGAGCUUUGUCCCAUGGGAACGGGAAGCGAAUUUGAUAUCAGGAUGCCACCUGCACUGCCUGAAAACGGGCAGGGGCCCUCAAAUAUGGCCCCGACCACAAUGGCUCCUGCUGCCACAAAAUCAACAAAAACAACAGACUCAUCUAAAUUUUAUGGAAAUGGAAUUGUGGCCGGUUUACCCCCUUUUGGAAAAACCAGACCGAUUGUUUCAUUUCAGACACGGACUCCCCCAAUGAUGUGUCCACUCCCCUGCAGCUGUAAAGCCCACCCGUCUGACUUUGGCAUUAGUGUAAGCUGUCAAGAAAGAAGUAUAAGAAAUCUUGCUGAUCUUACCUCCAAACCCCCAAAUGCCAAGAAGCUUCACUUAAGUGGAAAUUACAUCCGUGACAUCAGCCAAAGUGAUUUCCAAGGAUUUGAGGGGUUAGAUUUGCUCCAUCUUGGAAGUAAUCAAAUUGCAGCGGUACAAAAAGGUGUGUUUGCUAACCUCACUAAUCUGAGGCGACUGUAUUUGAAUGGAAACCAACUUGAACAACUACACCCAGAGAUGUUUUUGGGCCUCACAAACCUGCAGUACCUUUAUUUGGAAUACAACGCCAUCAAAGAGAUCCUCGCAAGCACAUUUGAUUCUAUGCCCAAUUUACAACUCCUGUAUCUUAACAACAAUGUCCUUCGGAGUCUCCCUGCCUAUAUUUUUGCUGGCGUCCCUCUAGCAAGACUUAAUCUAAAAAACAAUCACUUCAUGACACUGCCAGUGAGCGGCGUCCUGGACCAGCUUCGGUCACUUACCCAAGUAGACCUGGAGGGGAACCCGUGGGAGUGUUCCUGUGAUCUGGUUGCACUCAAGCUAUGGCUGCAGAAACUAAGUGAUGGAGUGGCUGCAAAAGAGGUGAAAUGUGCCUCUCCUGUGCAGUUUGCCAACAUCGAGCUGCGUUUAAUAAAAAAUGAGAUUCUCUGUCCUAGGCUUGCAAGACCUCCACUUAUCAUUACUAGCGCCACUCCAGUUUUGACCUCAGUGUCACCAGCAGGAGUGGGCAAGGCACCUCCAGGAGGGCCUGUGCCUCUCUCGAUUAUGAUCCUUAGCAUACUAGUGGUGCUUAUCCUAACUGUGUUUGUGGCCUUCUGCCUUCUAGUCUUUGUCCUAAGGCGGAAUAAAAAACCUGCAGGCAGGCAGGAGGGGCUGGGGAACCAGGAAUGCAGCUCACUGUCUCUUCAGCUUCGUCGGCACGGCCAUAAAUCUGGCAAAAAAGGAUCCAUCCCAGGGGAUGACUUGGGAGGCGAAACUUUCAUUCCCCAGACCAUUGAGCAUAUUGGCAAGAGCCACACCUGCGGCAUGGGACGCUCCUCAGACAUGGAUGCUGGCUUUAAGUUCGCAGACUCGCAAAGACAGAAGAUCAUCCUCCGGAAUUGUCCCGACAAGGACAAGGACCUGCUCUCCACCUUGGAGCGCAACAAACGGCUCAGCACCAUCGACGAGCUCGAGGAGUUUCUCCCUAACCGAGAACCCAGCCUUUUCAUCCACAACUUCUUGGACAGCAAAAGAGAUUUUAACAGUAUAGGGAUGGGCGGGUACGAAAUCCGCUAUCCUGAAAAGACACUGGAUAAAAAGAUGAAGAAAUCCUCCCUGAUAGGUGGGAACCACAGUAAGAUCGUGGUGGAGCAGAGGAAAAGUGAGUAUUACGAGUUGAAAGCCAAGCUCCAGGGGACACCUGAUUACCUGCAGGUGCUCGAGGAGCAGACUGCCCUUAGUAAAAUGUAGGGACUGUUGUGUUUGAUGGUCAGAAUUGAUUACUUACACACAAACAGGCCAAGAGACAGGCAAACUCUCUUUUUUUCUGUGUGCUCUUCAAGCCUCACACACACACACUAUUCAACUGCUCUCAUCUCCGGCUUUCUGUCUUCUCCUACAUCCACCCUCUCUCUCUCUCUCUCUCUCUCUCUCUCUCUUUUUUUCUUUCUUUCUGUCUCUCUAUCUCGCUCAUACACACACACACAGAAUGAAAAAGUGCCUUCUGGAAAUCCUUAAUGACCAAUGCAGAGAUAGACAAAAUGGCUCCACACUACAAAGCUGUUAUUAUAAAUGGUGUGGAUGUAUUUCAGAGAGAAAGACCUUUUGGAUUAUCCAUGCCACUACCUGUACGAAUCCUGCAAACAUCCCACAGGACCCUACAGAAAAAUAAAUCAACCUUACAGUCAUAGUAUUUUUGCUGCUAAUGAUAUUGAUACUUAUUUUUUUGUUCUCCUUUUGUUCUUUUCUUCCUCCUUUUGUUGUUUCAACCAAAUUAAAGGGUAUUGAAAACAGUGCUUGAGAAUAUACCUCGCUGCCAUCAGGCCGUGUUUAACAAAGGGAAUAAGAAGGGGGAGCAUCGGGUGUUAAUCGUUUGUUCUGGAAGGGAUCAAGGAUUGUUGAUUCUGGAAUGAGGUCUUGAACAAUUGUGGACUUUUAUGGAUGCCACUUUUUUCCCGGUAUUUUUUUGGUUGAAAUCGUGGCGGUGAUUCGCAUCUGGAGGCCCUUUCUGAAGUCAUCAGCAGACUCUCUGCCAUCUUGUCUGGAUUACCCACCAGCAGCAGCACGCCCGCUCUUUUGCUGGGGGGAUAAACGGCUCCUGUUUUGCAUUAAUGGCAACUGAGGGCACUGUAAAACUCAUUUUUGUUUGUUUUUUUGGGAAUGAUUUAAGGACUUGCUUUCUUGUGUAAAGAGCCAUGUUAAAUAUAGUGUCUUCUGAAUGGAGUUGUGUUUCUCUUUGAAGUUGCUACUUACAGUAAACGUAUGUUUUUUGGGGGGUGAAAUCUAACGGCACAUACACUGUCAGAGACAUUAUUUCUUGGGGGGAAAAAAAUGAAAAAGAAACCUGAAGGUAAAAAAAAAAAAAAAGUUACAAAGCUGCUUGCCAUGUAAGCGUAACCUGGGAUUUAUUUUGUAAGUCUUACAUUGUUUGUAUCUGUGGGACUGGUUUGUAAAUUACAAGAACAGACUGAUAUCUACACAGGAGUACACACUGAUACUGUGCGACGGAGCAUCUUCGAGAGACUAUGAAUCAGAGUGUUAAAACCAACCCAUAAUAUAUUUCAAUCAGUGAUCCUGCACCCCUCGCCAGCGCUCAAUUCUUAGUUAAAAGAAUUAACAACAUAGUUAACUUAUUUUUCUAUACAGGAUUAUUUAAGAAUUAUUGGUAUUAUUUAAAAAGGGGAAAGAAAAUGAGCGGAGCGGACUUGAAAGAACUCUUCAGAGCUAUUUUUAGGCUGAGCAGAGUGACUGUUGAUUUGCUCUAAGUGGGUCUUUGCUUCUCUUCAUUGUGCCGAGCAGCUUGAACCUGCAGACAAAGAGUGUGAAAUGCAAUCUUUAGCGUUUCUUUUUCAUCUUGACAAGAGGAGGCCUGAUAGUCUGUAAAACCUCUGAGCAGUUUCCCGAUUCUUCUAUCUCCCAAUGGGGAAAAAAAAAAAAAAAAAAAAGAUUUCCUAUCGACAUUAUGCAACCAAAAUAAAUGUGCAUUAAACUUGAUGUGCUUCUGGCAUUGUUGUGUUUGGGAGAGGAGGCGUUCUGAGGCCACAGCUGAGGGAACCAACUAAUCAACAAUCUAAAUUAUUAGACUUGGACAGAAUCGCACCGUAAAACACCAUGUGCAAUAAAAGUAAAAAAAAAUAAAAAUAUCAGACAUGAUGGCUUCAAAUAAUUUCAUUUAGUUUGGGGUUUAGCUGUCAGGAAUUUUAAAAUUAUUUUAUCAGCUUAACUCUAUUUGGUCCUUAUUUAAAAAAAGCAUUGUUAAGUUAAAUUUCUGAGUGUUUUUGACAUUACAAAUGAGUAGAAUGUAUCAUGAGAAGUAUAAUAAAUACAAUUUUUUUAUUGGUCAGAAAUCUCCUGUGCAUUGGUUCAUUUUCUCUUGUAUAAUCAUGUUGAAAUCAAGAUAUUAAAAUGAGCACCUAUUUGCA